UUCAGAGACAUAACUUGCAGGACAAAUCUGUUUCCAUCCCUGCUGCUUCCCUCUGACUGCAGCUGGAGUUUGUAGAAAAUGGCCCCAUGGCCAAGGAGUGUGGACCAGGCACAGGAAGGAGGAACACUUCUUGCUGAAUCUGAAAUAAGUGUUAGACUGGCUGAGGAAACUAUGUUAGCUAUUGAAGGGUAACACUGGAAAGGGAAAUUUCCUUUUUUUCAUCAUUUUUUUUGCAAGAGUGGUUUCAGUCUGGAAGGUUUUCUCAGGGUAGACACAAUUGGCCUCACACUGGGAAAUUACUUUGUCAGGGCAGAAAGCUCAGACUCUGCCUGUGUUUCCUAAAUGAUGGCUGAACUUCCUUCCAUGUUCUCAGAACCUUGAGUCCACACCUAAGGAGGGAGUGCAGGAGUCACCCAGAAAUACAAACAUGAGAGUGAGUAGUUGACCAACCUCAGUGUAACUUCUGAGAGGAAAGUUACUCUUAUGCCUGAGCAGCAGAAGCUGGCAGGAGGAAAGUGGUGCUGGGGAUGGUAAAGUGAGAUUAAAAUAAUCUCCCUUUUUGCCCCCCCAAGAUUAAAUAUCACAUGGGCACAGGAGCCAGUUUCCAGCAUCACAGUGCACUGUGAGAAUAACUGGAGUUUCCUGUUGUGACCUUUGAUGGUGAUGGAAUCCCUCACCAGCAGCAAGAGCAGUGACACCCUGGCCCAGAACUGUUCUCUGUUUGUGGUGCAUGCCAUGCUCUUGCAUUUCUGCCUCCUGUGUGAUGUUUGGAUUUGUGGUGUCAGGCUGCACUUACCUCACCUUCAGACCAAGUAACCCCACAUCCUGUGGCACUGGUAAUCAGGGCAAUCAGGAAUAUUCUGUCAUCAGUUGAAUUUUUAAGCCAGUCCUGCCUUUCUCUUCUAUUCCUUUGCCUCUUGUUUCUGUGGUCCUCUGGGUUUGAGAAUAAUCUGAGGGACUGUUCCAUUCCACUCAUGUUUAAAUUUGGGCAUGGAGUGGGCCAUUUGCUUUGUCUGUCACUUGUUCCUUGUUUCCUUAGCCCCAGCACAUCAUGGUUAUUCCAUGGUGACUCCAGCAUUCCCACUUGCUCUGGUGCUCCACAAAACUCUUGAGUAGUUAUGGAAUUGUCAUGCUAUUGUAGUGGCCUCCUCCUACUUUCAGCACUUGGUUAUUAAUAGGAGAUCUCAUUGUUCCUGAAGUAUUCUUGACACCUUUUCAAGCCAGCCCAUCCAUGCCAACAGCUUCAGUCUUUGUUUUCAGAGGCCUUAUUGAUCCCCAGGCAAGGAGGUGCCAUUGAUCUACAGAUCAUUGCCUGAGCAAAGUGAGUUUUGCAGAUUGUCCAAGACCUGGAGGGAAUAAGGCCUCUGUUGGCCGGCAGAGCCCGAGGGUGGUCGCAUACCCAGCCCGUGGCCUAUGUCCUGGAGAGCCCGCCCUUCAGAGCGCAGCAGUUGUGUCAAUGGGCUCAGCUGAUCAUCGACUGAACCUGGCUGAGAUCCUUUCCCAGAACUACGGUGUGAGGGAAGAAAGGGAGGAAGAUGAUACUCAGGAGAAACAGAAAUCUUUAGAAGAGCUGGAGAAGAGUUUCAGUGCCUCUCAGAGUAGUGAAAUGCCAUUUGAGGAGCUGCUCGCACUGUAUGGCUAUGAGGCAUCUGAUCCCAUCUCGGAGCAGGACAGCGAGAGCAAUGACAUCACUCCCAACCUCCCUGAUAUGACUCUGGAUAAGGAACAAAUAGCGAAGGAUUUGCUUUCAGGGGAAGAAGAGGAGGAGACACAAUCUUCAGCUGACGAUCUGACUCCAUCCGUCACGUCCCACGAUGCAUCGGACUUAUUCCCAAACCAGCCUGGCUCAAACAACUUCCUUGCUGAUGAAGACAAAGAGCCAUGUUCAUCUCCAUGUGCUUCCUCCAUGGCUGAGGACUCAGAGGUGGAUUCCAUCCCAUCCAACGAGUGUAAGAAGGAGAUCAUGGUUGGACCUCAGUACCAGGCCACUGUUCCCAUCCUCCGCUUAAACAGGCACAGGCAAAAAGUGCUUUUUCUGUUAGCCUAUGAGAAUGAAGAUCAGCUGCUUUGGGACCCAAACAUCCUCCCUGAGAGGGAGGUGGAAGAGUUCCUGUACCGCGCUGUGAAGCGGCAGUGGGAUGAGCUGUCCGGCAGCAGCCUGCCAGAGGGAGAGGUGGUCAAGGACAACGAGCAGGCUUUGUAUGAGCUGGUGAAAUGCAACUUCAAUGCAGAGGAGGCACUGCGGAGGUUACGGUUCAACGUGAAGGUUAUCAGAGAUGAGCUUUGUGCCUGGAGCGAGGAAGAAUGUAGAAAUUUUGAGCAUGGCUUUAGGGUCCAUGGGAAAAACUUUCACCUUAUCCAAGCAAACAAGGUCCGCACCCGGUCGGUGGGCGAGUGCGUGGAGUAUUACUACAUGUGGAAAAAAUCAGAGCGCUAUGACUACUUCACUCAGCAGACUCGUCUAGGAAGGAAGAAGUACGUCCUCCACCCUGGAGCCACGUGCGUGGAAUAUUCUCACACUAAAAUUAGUAAUAUUAACCUCCCAGUGAAGAUUCCUGCUGCAAAGCACCUCCGCUUAACAGACUGCGCUUUCUUCUCCAGAAGGGAUUUCACUGACAAUGACCUGGAUGGGGUUGAAGUGGAAAACACGAGUCGUUCUCGGAGCUCCCCACCAAUUCCUUCUGCAGCUGGCUGCCUGGAUGCUCACUUUGGUCAAGAUCAGAUACCAAUUGAGAGCACAGAGCCCCUGAGUGUGGAGAGCACGGCCUGCAGCCUGGGCAGCAUCAGCGAGUCGGGGCAGGGCUACGAGUGCAGCACCCCCUCAGAGACAAACUGCUCCUUCGACCCCUCAGAGGAGACAUCAGCUGUCCCUGUGCCCUGCCCACGCCACACUGGCACCCCCUCUGAGCCGGAGCUCUUUGCUUUGCCGCCCGCAGGACCAGGACUGGCAGAGAAGCAGGAGACGUUGCAGAACUCUGGUGAGACAAUAACCAUGGACUUCACUCUCCCUGCAGACAUUAAUGAGGGGUUGCCUUUAAUUGCUGGCCCUGUGGAUUUGGACAGAGACCCUGAGGCAGUGGUGGCCCCUGCGCAAGUGUCCUUAUCGGUCACAGAUUUUGGUCUCAUUGGCAUUGGAGAUGUAAAUACUUUCCUGACUGCUCAUCAGGCUUGCCCAGCACCUGUGGCUCGGUCAGAGCCUCUGUCACAGUGAGAGUCUCCAGUCACAAAUUUGUCACAGACCCAGCAAGGACUUUGACCUGACUGAGUGAAAUUCUGGAACUUCCACUGUCCUGUAGGGGCAGUUUGGAGCUGUUGGUCGGAAUCCGUCUUUCCAUCCUCCUUGAUCCAAGGCUACAGUGAAACCAAACACCUUUCUGCUCCAGUGUAUCCUGAUACAAUCGUGCAAAGUGGUGGCUGGCUUUCCUGAGUGGGGAGGUCCAUCACCCCCCUCCUACGUUGGCCAUGUGUCACCCCAGGUGAUGCCAGUCCGCUCAGAGAGUCCCUGCCUCGGGACAGGGGACGUGUCCCUUGGCCCCAGCGGGACAGUCUGAGGGCAGAGGUGCUUUGAGAAGAGGGAUGUGUUGCCAUCAUGGUGAGGGUGCAGUCUGGGGGUGCAAGAUCUUGGGAGUUUCCUGCAGAGAUGGGCACGGUGAUGCCAAGGGAGGCUGAUGAGUCUUGGCCCUUCUCCCACAGGCAGUGUGUAGGAGCCACUCACCCUGUCCUUUUCCCAGCAGCCAUGGGUCAUGACAGGCAGGCACCCAACUGCUUCCCCCUCCAGCAGCCAUGUAUUCCUUCCUCCACCAGCUGCAGGUGGGACGUGGCCUGGCCCAGCCCUUGGGCAGAAGUGUCAGGUCUUGGAAAGGGAUCCAGCAUCGUGUGUACUCGAGUUCUUCUCACCUUCCCGUGCCAUGCUGGGCCAGGGAGAACAUGUGUGGGGAGUUACAGGAGUUUCUAGACUCACAGUGAUGCUGGCCCAGAGCUGUGGUGCUGCUGCUGGCAGGGGAUGACCUGAUCUUCACUGAGCCACAAUGCAAGAGGGUAAAAUGCAGGUGAAAACACCUGCAACUUCCCGGUUUGUUCCAACAAUUUGUCAGCAGAGGGAGGAGGUUGCUUAGCUUCCAGGGUGUGAAGCCUGGAAUAUGAAUGCUAGCACAGUCCCAGGCAGGGGAGCACAGCAUCCCUGGGCAUCCCUGCCCCUCCCUGUGUCACAGAACAGGCUGUUCUGAGAGGAAAGUGUGGCUUUUCUGCCACAUUCAGGGAGGUGCGAGGUGCUGUGCAGAGCCAUGGGAGCCUGUCCUUGAGUGUGCUGGAAUCCAAAGCUGCUUCACUUCCCAGGUGUGUUCCAGGACUGGGAUUGGCCACUGGCUCAAUGUGUUCUCAUUCCCCUUUUUCCAUGCAGGAAAUGCUCUCCACUCACCUGCUGGGCAAGGCUCUGGUGCAGAUAGUCCUUUUUUCCAGCUGUGUUCUUACAUUGAGAAGGGGCUUGGGUUGAGGGUUUUUGCUUGCUUUGGUAGAGGCCUUGGAGCUGUGAUUGUGCACUUGGCUCUGCUGCCAGUGAAUUUGGCAGGUACCUAAACCCACGAGCCUGCAUCCUCCUUUUACCUGGCCCUGGGAAAUUGUGCUCAGCCCUGCAGCAGGAGCAUGGAGACAGCAUCAAACAGCUCCAUGGGAUGUCAGGAUUAGACCUGAUCUCAUCUCCUAAGCCCCAGAUCUGGUUUGUGUGCUUUAGCAGGGAUUUGCUUCGGUCUCCAGCUCUGUGUUGGGAGGUGCUGAGCCCCAGGCACAUGCAGCUGCCUUCACCUGGCAUGGCUUUGUCAGCCACAUGUGGUGGGCAGGGGCCUCCCCUCCAGCUGCUCCCAGCUGCUGGGAACAGAAAGCAAACACGAGUGCCUGAUCCAUAGUGGAACUGCCCAGGCUGUGAUUCCCCUUUUCUGGAGGUGAGAGGACUCUCCUUGGCUGAAGGGAGAAAAAGAGGCAGGGUGAGAGCACAGGCAGCCCUCCCAGGGAGGGCCAGGCCUUGGCAUCUCCUCCAUCAGCUGAGAACAUUCUUAUUUUUCCUGAAACCAUUUUUUCUUUUGGUUUAUU
Molecule: messenger RNA, 5085 nt
Organism: Poecile atricapillus (Black-capped chickadee)
Lineage: Eukaryota; Metazoa; Chordata; Aves; Passeriformes; Paridae
Gene: MIER2
Product: MIER family member 2
Exons: 13
Coding region: 1457-3211 (584 amino acids)
Biological process (GO): negative regulation of transcription by RNA polymerase II
Cellular component (GO): nucleoplasm
Molecular function (GO): transcription corepressor activity; histone deacetylase binding
Source: RefSeq, a predicted model, not a curated record